AUGACGAUCAGUCAGCGGCAAGAGUGUAUGAAACAUGGCCUUUCCGAGCUGUAUUCGGAAAGCAUCACUGCCAAGCUUCUUCGUGCGGGUGUAGAACAGCUCCUGGAAAACAACCCGCCCACGCAGUAUCCGGAGACGGUACCACAGUCGGGGGUGGACAAGGGGCGCUACCAAGCUCGAGAGGUUGACUUCUGGACUUGUGGUUUCUUUCCUGGUUGCAUUUACUCCCUCGUUGAGCGGUCCAUCAAGUACCCGCAGUCGCUGGGAGUCGACAAUUCAAGAGUAUCCCUCAAUGUACUGCGCCAAAAGCUCACCGAGCUCGGCCAAACUUGGUCGCAGCCCAUCCGCCCACAAGCACUGAGGACGGACACACAUGACCUUGGGUUCGUUAUCAUGCCACACAUGCGCCCCAGGUGGGAGCUGUUUCACGAUGUCGAGGCACUUGACGUUAUCGUCAAGGCCGCAGAGAGCCUCCACUCACGGUAUGACCCUCGAGUCCAGGCCAUUCGAUCCUGGGAUACUUUUGACUGGCACGCCGACGUCAAUAUCACAUCCAUGGAGGAAAAUUUCAUUGUCAUCAUCGACUCCAUGUGCAACAUGGACCUCUUGUUCUACGCUGCGGCGCAGUCGGGCAAUCAAUCUCUGGCUGACGCGGCCGUGAAGCACUCGCGCACGCUGCUCCAGUCCCAUCUGCGAGUAGAAGAAUACACCCGCAACGGCUAUAGUGGGAAUUUGUACAGCACAGCUCACCUCGUCAAUUUCUCUCCGUUGACGGGGACGGUCAAAGAGGCGCGAACUGCCCAGGGCUAUAGUAAAGACUCAACUUGGUCCCGUGGGCAAGCCUGGGGAAUACUUGGCUAUGCUCAGGUCUACCGCUGGUCCGGGCAUAGCGAAUUUCUCGAUGCUGCUUGUGGUCUCGCUGAAUACUUCCUCUUUCGCAUGGAAGAAGCGCCCGACUGUGUGGAGGUUGAAUUGUCCGGAUUGCAAGGCCGACGCGUUGGGCGAUAUGUUCCGCUAUGGGAUUUUGACGCCCCAAUUGAAGAGCCCCAAGGACCUCUGCGCGAUGCAUCCGCCGCAGUUAUUGCCGCUGAUGGCAUGCUCAUUCUGUCACAGGCUUUGGCGGGAUGUGGCAAGCAUAGGUUAAGCGCCCGAUAUCUCGAAGCAGCGAUGGUAAUAGUACAGGAUGUACUAGACUUGUGUCUAUCUCGAGAGAAGGCGGGCCUGAGCGUAUCCGAGCAAGGUGAACUAACUGUCCACGAUCUUCUUCAUGGCGAGAGUUUUGAUUCUGUACUAAAGCACUCUACUGUGUGCAACAACGCGGCGUCGUUUAAAAGGAACAAGGCACAAGAUCAUGGGUUGGUGUACGCAGACUACUAUUUGCUAGACUUUGGGACACGUUUAUUGGAAAUGGGAAUCUGUUAUUAUUAG
Venustampulla echinocandica is the source of this 1428-nucleotide messenger RNA. RefSeq lists its product as uncharacterized. Gene Ontology annotation, biological process: polysaccharide catabolic process. The record is from RefSeq and is a predicted model, not a curated record. The coding region runs from base 1 to 1428 and encodes 475 amino acids. The transcript has 2 exons. Lineage: Eukaryota; Fungi; Ascomycota; Leotiomycetes; Helotiales; Pleuroascaceae. Gene Ontology annotation, molecular function: chondroitin hydrolase activity.